Messenger RNA from Dermatophagoides farinae (American house dust mite), 1951 nucleotides. RefSeq names its product putative ATPase N2B. Lineage: Eukaryota; Metazoa; Arthropoda; Arachnida; Sarcoptiformes; Pyroglyphidae. The record is from RefSeq and is a predicted model, not a curated record. Gene Ontology annotation, molecular function: ATP binding; ATP hydrolysis activity. Gene Ontology annotation, cellular component: mitochondrion; cytoplasm.
UUUGUUUCAAAAUUUUUUUUUUCAACAGACAAUUAAAUCAGGUAAAUCGAUGACCACUUGCCACGGUAUAAGAGUGUGUGUUUAUAUGGCGGUAAAAAUAUUUUUUUCCAACCGAAAAAAACACUUUUAGUCUAUGAAUAUGGCCAACAAUAACUUUUUGCCAUACUAAAUUCAAAUCGAUCACAUUAGAAGCCUGGUUUAUACGUUGAUAUCAUCAUAUGCGAGUGUGUGUGUGUGUGUGUGUGAAUUCAAUUUGUUUGUCUGUGUGUGUGUGUUUUGGUUUGACCGAUCCUUCUCCUAAUCAGCCACAAACGAUUGAUUUCGAAAUUUGAAAAAAAAUUUCCGCCUUUUAUCAAUUGAAAUUUCUUCGAUCGAUACUAAUAAUUUAUUGAUUAAUUGUUUUUCAUCUGUUUUUGUUUUGUUUCUUUUUUUUCAAUCUCGAAAUGCCUUUUCGAAUUCGUAUAUUUACUGGCCUAUGGCUUGUUAAUAAACAAAAUAAAUGUUUUGGUCAACAACAAUUUAAACGAUCAUUUUUUACACAAAAUAUUGAUUUUACCAAAUCACGAAUAUUGACUGAAUAUGAAAGCCGUGUACGUUUGAAACAGAUUCAUGAUGAUCCACAUCAAACGGCUGUUAUUGAACGUUUAUUACAAUUGGAUGAACAGGUAAAAGAUUAUCAACCAUCAUCCAAUACGUAUACAACAUCGAUUUCUCGUUCAAAUCAAAUUGUUUCGAAAUUAUCAUCAUUAUUUAUGUCAUCAAAAUUAAAAUCACAAUCAAUGAAACCAGAACAACCGGUUAAAAAUCGUGGCCUUUAUCUACACGGUAGUGUUGGCUGUGGUAAAACAAUGUUAAUGGAUCUAUUCUAUGAAAAUUGUUCGGUUGAUCCUAGACAAAAACGACGUGUUCAUUUUCAUUCAUUUAUGUUGGAUUUUCAUAAUCGUUUCCAUCAACAUAAACAACGACGUAAUGAAUCAUUGUUUAGUCACAAUACAAGCGGUGGUGGUCGUGCAUCAUUUGAUUUUGAUCCAAUACCAAUUAUUGCCAAUGAAAUUGUACAAGAAUCAUGGUUUAUUUGUUUGGAUGAAUUUCAAGUGACCGAUAUUGGCGAUGCAAUGAUAUUGAAACAUUUUUUCAAACAAUUAUUUGCCCAUGGAAUGAUUAUGAUUGCUACAUCGAAUCGACCACCCGAUGAACUAUAUAAAGGUGGCAUACAACGUAGCAAUUUCUUACCAUUCAUUGAUCUAUUAAAAAGACAUUGUGAUGUAUAUGAAUUAGCAUCCGGUAUUGAUUAUCGUCGUUUAGUCGAUUCGAAAAAACAUCAAGUUUAUUAUAUAAAAAAUUCAGAUACAGAUAAAACAUUGGAUUUAAUAUUCAAAGUAUUUGCUAAUAAUGAAAAUGAUUCAAUACGGCCAAAAACAUUAACGAUAAAAGGACGUAAUGUUACAUUGAAACGUACAUGUGGUGGUAUAUUGGAUUCAUCGUUCUCGGAAUUAUGUGAUCAACCAUUAGGUGCAAUUGAUUAUCUUACUAUUGCUCAAUAUUAUCAUACAGUUAUUAUACGUGAUAUACCAAAAUUAACGAUGAAAUUACGUGGCCAAGCACGACGAUUCAUCACUAUGAUUGAUACAUUUUAUGAUCAUCAUAUACGUGUUAUUUUCAGCAGUGAUGUUCAAUGUGAUGAAUUAUUUCAAGUACAACGUAUUGAUGAUGUACUUGCCGAUGAUGAUAAUCGUAAAUUAAUGGAUGAUCUUGGCAUGACCAAUGAUGAUCUGAAUGCUGCCAUUUUUAGUGGUGAAGAAGAAAUGUUUGCAUUUGAACGUGCAUUAUCACGUGUUUAUGAAAUGCAAACAGCUGAUUAUUGGGAUGCAAAAAAAAUUUGAUUCAUACACCAAAUUACACAACUUUAGUCAUCAUCACCAUGUUGAUCAUUUUGACCUUUAAAAAAUUA